Molecule: messenger RNA, 5321 nt
Organism: Sardina pilchardus (European sardine)
Lineage: Eukaryota; Metazoa; Chordata; Actinopteri; Clupeiformes; Clupeidae
Gene: radil2a
Product: Ras association and DIL domains 2a
Exons: 16
Coding region: 617-4306 (1229 amino acids)
Biological process (GO): signal transduction; negative regulation of Rho protein signal transduction; regulation of GTPase activity
Cellular component (GO): cell-cell junction
Molecular function (GO): GTPase binding
Source: RefSeq, a predicted model, not a curated record
UUCAGUGCAGUGCAGCAGGUCGAGAUUGACUGUUGACGCUGGAUGAAUGGGUGGCAAUUUUGUAACGGGUAUAAAUGAAACAAUACCUGUAAAAUACCUUCUUUAAAAAGGAAAGGUGUUGAUUUUGUUCAGCAAUAUUACGUCUUGCUGGAAAGACCUGAGGCAUCUACGAAAACGUGCCUUUCGUUGAAGACGUGCAACAUUGACUUGGCUAACUUUACAAGUAGCCCACUCUCAAGAGGAACAAGUCUUCACAUUUCACAGAACUAACAGUGUCUGAAUGUCAUUGUAGUUUGCUGUUGUACGUGGUCAUGGUUUUUUUUUUACUUAUUUUAUCCUCAUCGAUGCCUGGAUGUAUCAGGGAUUAAGGAAAACUCGGGAUCAAGUUGGAAAUCACAUCAACGGGCAUAACGUUACUAUGGGAGAGUCCGCGUGGAAAUGGGAAUAUAACGUUAGCUGUCUUAACAGAUAUGGUUCUUCGGCAAAGUUGUUGUACGCUCUCAAGCUGGCGUUUUGUCAAUAGGUUUCAUUUGUCUUUUCAAGCAAGAGACAGUACUUGCGUCCUAAAAUAGUUAAAGCGAAUAAGUGAACGCAUUUAUCAACACAACAAGUUAACAUGAUUUCAGAGGAACGGAGUAACCACAUCGCCAAACAGGCUCUCAGUUUUCCGGUGGGUUUGUUGAUCCGCUCACCGAAGCGACGCCUGGCCAAGCUCGGAAGAAAGUCAAGCAAUGGCUCCUUACAGUCCAACACCUCUGACAGCACCACGCGUUCAGUGGAGAGCUCCACGGGCGUGCGGCAGCCGGCCAAGAGCAAGAUCCGUCGCCACAACAACCGGCUGUCCACCGUGUUCAACCGCAGCCCCCUGCUCCGGGACAGCGGGAGCAGGAGCCUGGGCGGAGCAGGGGACGACCCUCACCCGGUCGCCGACGACCCCGCCGAGCUCUCCAGCCAGCUGUCCGCUCCGGGCAUCCUGAAGAUCUUCGGCAGCGACAUCUGCCAGGGCGCCAACUACAAGAGCGUGCUGGCCACCACCCGCUCCAGCGCCAAGGAGCUCAUCAAGGAGGCCCUGGAGAGGUACAGUCUGGAGAAAGAAGACACGUCCGACUACGUGCUCUGCGACGUGAUUGGCCAGACGGGCGCCGACCUCCAGUGGAAGACGGAGUGCUUCCGGGUGGUCGGGGAGCACGAGCGGCCGCUCAUGCUGCAGGCGCUGUGGAAGCCCAAGCAGGGCCUGUCCAGGCGCUUCGAGAUCCAGAAGAGAUCCACCGUGGAAGAGCGCAGCGCCCGGGAAAUGGACGACGUCACCGCAGGCCUCAACGCCCAGGCACGCAAGCUGCAGCGCGGCCGCUCCCGCGUCACCUCCCUCUUCGUGGACGGCAGCGAGGGCGACGCCGACGGCCAGGCCAUCUGGAGGAGCCUGAGCGACAUGGACGUGUCGGCCAUGGGCCAGGAGGCCGGCCGAGCCGCCAGGCGGGCCCUCGGGGGCCACAAGGACCCCACCGCCGCAACGUCGGCGUCAGCGGUCAGCCCGCCGGAGAGCCCGUCCGAGGCCACGGAGGCCGAGGCGGACGCGCGGAGCCUGCGCACGGAGAAGGAGGAGACGGAGAGCAGCGACGACAACAGCACGCAGUACUCGGUCCACCCGCCCUUCGACUUCCCCUACUUCCUGCUGCUGCAGGGCUACAACUACAGACAGGACUUUGUCAUCUACCUGAUGAGCGGCGGCAGCUGCGUGUUCGGCUGCUGCGCCGAGCACCGGCAGGGCGAGGACGAGGAGCGCCUGAAGGUGGACGUGCUGCUCUUCGCGCCGGACGUGCUGCCGCAGCACUGCCGCGUGCGUCGCCAGGACCCCGACGACAGCGAGAGCCACGGGGGCGGAGGGGGUGGAGGCGGUGGAGGCGGAGGUGGUGGGGGUCGCGUGGGCCUCACCCUGCUGGAGCCCUUCCAGGGGGCGGUGGUCACCCACAACGGCGUGCCCCUGAAGCACGAGGCGGCCCUCAGCCCGGGCGACCUGGUGGGCCUGGGUCAGCAUUACCUCUUCAUGUUCAAGGACCCCACCGCCGGCGACGCCCCGCACACCCCCGACUGGAUCACCUGGCUGUGCCCGGGCAGCGAGGCCUCGGACUGGCCCGGGAAAGCGGGCAGGGCGGCCCUCGGCGGCGUGGGUGUCGGCGGGGGCAGGAGGCGGCUGGGUCGGCCCAUCCUGCGCUGGCGGGACCUGGAGGGCCGCGAGCUGUGCCUGCCCUACGCGCUGCCGCAGGAGGACCGGCUCCUGGACGAGAUCCUGGCGGCGGCGGAGCCGGUAGGCGACCAGCCCAAGCUCACGCCCGCCUUCCUGCUGUGCCUGUGCGUCCAGCACUCCGCCGCCCACUUCAAAAUGGCCGACCUCCGCCGGCUCCUGUUGCGCAUCGCCAGCCAGAUCCAGCUGACCAUGUGGGAGAGAACCAAAGAAUUAGCCGUCAUCCAACCAGACAGGCGCUCCAGUGUGGAGCCGGAGGAGGCGGAGGAAGUGCUCCCCCUGGGCAUGACCCAGCUGGUGCCCGGCCUGCAGCCGCUGGUGCUGUGGAUGGCCAACUCCAUCGAGCUACUGCACUUCAUCCAGCACGAGGUGCCCCUGCUGCUGCCCUGGGGCCACAGCGCCGCCCUGCAGGCCGACGGCCACGAGCACACGGACGACGAGCUGGACGGCCAGCACGGCACAGGCCUCUCGGACUCCCAGAUCCUGUCCACGCGAACGGCUAGCGAGGAAGCCAUGACGGUGCUGGAGGAGGUCAUCAUGUUCACCUUCCAGCAGUGCGUCUAUUACCUCACCAAGAGCAUGUACGCGGCGUUGCCGGGGCUGCUGGACAGCAACCCGUUCUCGGAGAGCGGCGGUGGGCUGCGGGUGCCGGCGGGCGUGAGCGCCGUGCUGGAGGUCCUCCAGGGGGCGCUGCAGCUGCUGCAGGCCUUCCAGGUGCACGGGCAGAUCUCCUCGCAGCUGCUGGCCUACCUCUUCUUCUUCACCAACGCCUCGCUCUUCAACACCCUCAUGGAGAGAGGUUCUGGGGGUGGGUUCUACCAGUGGUCCCGUGGGGUCCAGAUCCGUGCCAACCUGGACCUGCUCAUGGACUGGAUCCAGGGGAUUGGACUCGGGGACCUUGCUGCCGAAUUCUUCCAGAAGCUCUCCUCCGCCGUCAACCUGCUGGCCACCCCCAAGGAGAACCUCCUGCAGGCGUCCUGGACGUCCCUGCGGGCGGAGUUUGUGCACCUGAGGCCGGCGCAGCUGCACCACAUGCUGCGGGAGUACAACCCCAGCAGGAGCUGCCCCUCCAGCUGGAGCCCCACGCCAGACGACGCAGAGGCCGCACUGCGCACCAGUGACAUCCUGGAGAGUUUUGACAACCACCCUCCCCUCAUCCUGCCCAGCCACACCUUCCACCUGGAGCUGGGCAAGCCUGUGGUGGACCAGGGGCUCUUCCGGCAGCUGGAGCGCAUGCAGGAGCUCCUCCGCACCCUCCCUGUAGACGACACUCCCGUCAGCUCACAGACCGCAGAUGAGCGGCAGUCCCUGACCUCCCCCUCGGUCACCGAGUCUCAGACGUCCAUCCCCUCGUCCCCGUCGUCGUGGUCCUGGUCGGAGGCCCACCGGCGAGCGCUGUCGCGGGACGCGCUGGACUCGCGGGCGGCGCGCGGCUCCCACAGCGACCUGAGCGCGUGCGAGGCCGGCCUGCUGACCCAGAGGCUGAAGAGCCUGGAGCUGCAGAGCAGCCUGGGGGGAGAGGCCGGCCUGGGCCUCCACAAGAGCCUGGCGCUGGACCCGUCCUGCCUGCUCACGCCGCCCAACACGCCCCAGAGCAUGGAGCAGGCCGAGCUGGAGGCCAGCCUGCAGGAGGGGGCCCAGCACAACAACAACAGCAGCAGCAGCAGCAGCAGCAGCAGCGCCCGCCACCGCAAAGCUGCUGGAGACCAGCGGAAGGUGAACCGAGAGGAGGAGGAGGAGGAUGAAGAGGACAGGGAGGAGGUGUUCACCGUGGAGCUGACGAGAGGGCCCCACGGCCUUGGGCUCGCCCUCGUGGAUGGCAUGAAGACGCCCCUGAAGAUAAACGGCAUCUUCAUCAAGUCCGUGGUGCCCGACUCCCCCGCCGCACGGUGCCAGAAGCUGCGACUGGGCGACCGCAUCCUGGCAGUGAACGGAGCCACCCUGGUGGGCAUGGACUACCACACCGGCAGGGAGCUGAUCCGCACGUCUGGGGACUCGCUGCGGCUACUGGUGGCUAAGACGGAGUCUCGAUCCAGCGGCAGGGGCUCCAUGACCAAGUGCUGAAACACGCCGCGAGCGGCACGGCACGGCACUCACCAAAUGGACACGAGGCAGUUGAGGCCUCCGACAACCUCUAAAGGAAUAACCGCGGCUUUUCUGACCGAGACAGACUCGUUCUCAGUCUACAAAAAGAAAGAGACAGAGACACUCUUUCUGUGUUCAGCCAUUUAUUUUUCAUGUUCCUGUGUUCUUUCAAACAAACAAACAAACAAACAAAAGCAUGCAUCUCUUACACCAAAAAAACUGAGAAAGUCCAAACAGCCAUGAAGGAGAUAGGGGUGGAGGGUUGACUAUCAGCACCAAAGAAAGCAAUCCCACAACUGGAGAUCUGCCUUGCCCCCCCAAAAACGAACACUCUGCAAAAGCAUGAUAGUGCUGAUGAAGGCAAGCUAUCUGCGGAGGCCUUCCCUCGGGCCAUAUUUAAGGUUGUCUUGUGGGGUAAUGGUAAGCCCAUGUUGCAAUUCCCCUUCACCAUCCCCAUCUGAAGCCCAGUGCUGCUGGUCAGGUUAGGAUGUCUGUGGCGAACGGAGAUGCCUUCCGCAGCCGGGACUAUUUGAGGACGACCAAGGUCACAUCCACUCCGACUGGCAACCGAGCAGCGCCCGGACAUCCUCCCUGCCAGACCACAAAUCCCAUAAUAGCCCUCGGCAUAUUCUAACAUGUUACCAAAUAUUACGAGAGGGUAAGAAAUAGUGUCGGACUUCUCCAGGGGCGGCCAUCUGCACACUUUUUUUACCUUCCUUUUUAAAACCAACAUUUGUCUCCAUUACCCGGUGGCUUUCGGAGAUGCAAACAUGUAUGAAAGGACGCGCUAUUCAGCUUAUUUGCAGCCCUCAGAGAAGCCGCCCAACACGAGGACUGCUUCUUAUAAGGACCUCUUUAGCACCACGUCAACAGUGUUAUCGUUAUUGGCGUUUUUAUGAUCAACAAAGUGAAAAGUGUUCAGUUAUUAUUUUGUAAUAUUUGUAUUCUUUAAUGUUGCCAUAUGUAUUUAAUAAAUAUUAUUUGGAAAUGAAAA